Messenger RNA from Ruditapes philippinarum (Manila clam), 918 nucleotides. Its product is annotated as DNA ligase 1-like. NCBI's taxonomy places the organism in Eukaryota, Metazoa, Mollusca, Bivalvia, Venerida, Veneridae. The record is from RefSeq and is a predicted model, not a curated record. The coding region runs from base 170 to 718 and encodes 182 amino acids. The transcript has 2 exons.
AUAUAACGAAGUGUAAAAAACUUUUGAAAAUGAACAAACUUGUUACAUUCAUUUUUUUCUAGAAAACGAAAGUGAUGAACAAGUAAAGACUUGUGAUAAAUGUGGCCACUUUUUAUCAAAUCCACUCGUAAAACGUGGAUUGAUUCCAGCAAGUCUUGCAGACGUUCUGAUGCCUCCACCAGUAAAGCCCGCCGAAGCGAAACGAAAAAAGAGGGUUGUGGCAGAGGGUCGUUUGAUAAGUGGAGAAGACAUGCUUAAACAGCUAAAGGAGAAAGAAGAUCUUGAGAAGAAGAAAGUUGAGGACAUUGAGAGGAGAAAGAAAGAAAGGGAAAUGAAGAAGGAAAAGCGAUUGGAAGAAGAGGAAGAGAGGCGCGCAAAAAAGAAAAAGAGAGAGGAGGAGAAGGAACUUAAACUAAACGAGAAAAGGAGAAAAGCAGCAAGAAAAGAAAAAAGGAAAGAAAAAGAAGCGAAUUCGGCUGCCGCUGCAGCACUUAUGGCUGGGAUGUAUGUGUGUGAGGUGUGUGGGUUGCAUGGCCUUGUAGAUGAUGAGGUUAAUGGAAGGUUUUGGUUUGGGUGUGAUGAAGAGUUAUGCCAACGGUGGUAUCAUGAGGAGUGCUUGACAGAUUGUGAAAGGAUGUAUGUACGGGAGAGCUUAGAGGAAGGUGGAGAUAAAUGGUUCUGUAAGCGGUGUAAACCAUGGUUGUAUGAAGAGGAGUGAAAAACACUUAUUGAUAAAAGUUGUUGCACAUUUCUUACUAGCUUUGGUUUUAAUACAAAUUUGUUUGUCAAGCAAUGCAUUAAAUCUAUGUCAGUUAAAUGAUAAGCUAUAUUUGAAAUUAAAUUAAAUAUGCAUAUUACAAUAAAUUUAUGAUUAAUUAAUGAUUUUCAAAAUAAAGAUAAGCAUAGCUAUUCAUACAU